Molecule: messenger RNA, 1629 nt
Organism: Lactuca sativa (garden lettuce)
Lineage: Eukaryota; Viridiplantae; Streptophyta; Magnoliopsida; Asterales; Asteraceae
Product: kinetochore protein
Cellular component (GO): Ndc80 complex; kinetochore
Source: RefSeq, a predicted model, not a curated record
UAACGUUCCACAAACCAUCGUUUCUAAUUUGCUUUAAGAAACUCUUCAAUUCACUAUGGCGGGAAAACACACAUAAACCUCCUCCUCUCUUUCUCUCUCACAAACACAGACAAGGAGAGAUGUCGAAGUUCGAUUAUCCGAAACUCCCCCGGAAAGAGAUCAUCGGAGUACUCGCUGAAUCACGAAUCGUCAACGUCUCCGAAGCCGAACUCAUCAACCCCAGACCCGAUGUCGUCAACAAUAUCUACACUCAGAUACUCGUUCACCUCGGCUGUCUGCAGGAAGAUUGCGGACUAGUCGAAUUCGCAGACCUAGAACAACUUGAAAACCCCGAUUUGCAUGUUGACUCUGUAAGAAUGAUGAAUUUGUUCAACAAGAUAAGGGGAGUCAUUUCUGCUCUCGACUGCCCUAAGAAUUUCACUCUUAGAGAUCUCAUUAAGCCUGAAGGCGAUCGUACUGAGUUUUUUAUUGGUACUAUCCUUAAUUUUUGCCUUCACAGAGACACAAGAAUGGAACUAAUAAAACCAGUCGUGGAAGAUGUGACAAAUCUUGAUGAGCAACAACAAGCGAUUGAAAAUAGAAUAUCACAGUUAAAUGCAGAAUUACUAGAGUUUAAUGAAUCAAGAGAAAAGGAGAUGCCUCUCAUUCAAGAAGUUGACAUCAAAAUUAAAGAACUGCGCCAAACAAUUUCAUCUCUUAAUAAUCAGCAAAUGUCCCUAAAGGCUACAUUUAGAAAAAAGAAGGAUGCAGUUAAAGAAAUGGAUGAAAAGAUUUCAAGUGCAGAGUUUGCUUUGGUACAAAGUGCUCAAGAAAAUGCAAGUCUGCGUUCCAAAAUUGUUCAAUCUCCAGAUAAACUACAGAGGGCAUUGGAGGAAAAGAAAGGAGUUCAAAUUGAGGCUAAGAACGCAGAAAGAGAAGCAAUGCAGUCUUUUCAUGAAAAAUCUGCCAUCCUUGAAGUCUAUGCAAAGGCUAGCAAGAAAAUGAGCAAACAUUUGAAGCAGAUGCAGGCAUUACAAGAGCAGGUGAACUCAGCCAAACAAGUUGAGAAAGAUGUGAAGGUGUUGAAAGUUAAGAAUAGUGAUGAUGGGGUGUUGGAUAAAUCACUUGAAGCCAAAUUAUUUGAACAACAAGGCAGAGCGGACCAAUUAGAGGAACUACUACAACAAUUAGAAAAAGAAAAGGAUCUUAAGUGUGAAGAGGCUUCCAAAGAAUUUAAUAAUGUGAGAUCACAAGUGGAAUAUAAUAGACAUGGAUUGGAACAAAGGCAAAAAAACAUAGAAGCUCUGGUUGCAGAGGCGGCUGCUAUAAAUGAAAAGAUUAAGGUGGAGAAUGAUUCAGCAACAGCUAAAGAACAAAUAUUAUUCGGUAAAUGUGAAGAGAUUACUAAAGAGUUUUUGGAGUACACAAAUUCUACUGGGCAGUUGCUUUCAAAGAUUGGGGAAGGAGCAGAUGGGUUGGCAAACUGAUGGAUAUUUUAUGUUUUAAUGAAUCUCUAUUAUUUAUGGUGCUUUAUUUCUUUUAAAUGUUCAUGGAACUCAAGUGACAAUCUCUUAAGUUGUAACAGAGAUUGAAGAGCUUAUUAUGUUAUCUCUAAAGAAACAUGUUUACUAGUGUUUUUAACUUGGUUUA